Messenger RNA from Ilyonectria robusta, 662 nucleotides. Its product is annotated as polyketide cyclase SnoaL-like domain-containing protein. NCBI's taxonomy places the organism in Eukaryota, Fungi, Ascomycota, Sordariomycetes, Hypocreales, Nectriaceae. Gene Ontology annotation, biological process: polyketide metabolic process. The transcript has 2 exons. Bases 72 to 566 code for a protein of 164 amino acids. The record is from RefSeq and is a predicted model, not a curated record.
CUUUGCUCAUUUUUUCUAAUACAAUUGGAUUAUCACACACAUCUACAUUACAACUUUACCCACUGCUCAAAAUGCCUACUCAGGAAGAAAUUAAGAACUUGGAGGUCAUCUCCAAGUACUUCGCCGAAUUUUGGGGCAAGGCCAACCCUAACAUCGUUGAUGAGCUCUGCGCCAACGAUUUUGUCAUCAACUAUCCUAUGCACGGCCCCCGAUAUGGAAGAGAGGCUGCUAAGAAAAUGCUGUCGGAGUUUAAGGAAGCCUUUCCGGAUAUUUCUUUUCAUGCGUAUCAACACCCACUGAUCGCCAGCGGGCCCUACGUGGUUGGUCGGUGGAUUGGCGGAGGCACUCAUACGGGCGUUGCAUUUGAUGAUCUUGCGGUGGGAGCUCUGGAUAAGCCCAACACUGGAAAGAAGAUGUAUUUCUCUGGCACAACUAUUUUCACGCUUCGAGAUGGCAAGAUUGUAGAUGAGACUGGUGAGGAAGGCGCCUUGACUGCGCUUCAAAACCUGGGCCUUGUUUCUCAGCCUAACCCUGGCAAGGAGGUAAAAUAUCUUCAUGAACACUAGGAGAACGGUAACAAUUACUGCCAUCCAAUGCAGCAAUACUCGUCAAUAACAUAAAUUGGGUUGCCAAUUGGAAAUAUGAAAUUUUAAUGAACGCCA